AUGGCUUCUACGAAUGACAACUACUCGGAGAUCGAGACGGCAGUCGGCAGCAAGAGCCUGCAACUAUCGUCGCGUGACCGAUGGACAUCAAGGCGGCAGAGACGAAGAAGGCGGUGGGCUGGGAGUGGAGCCCCUGCGUCGAUGGUGCUGGUGCAGUUGUUCAUCACGGGGAUGAUCCUGCUGUCCAAGGUGUCCAUCGGUGGUGGCAUGUUCAUCUUCGUCCUCCUCGCCUACCGCAGUCUCUUCGGCGCCGCCUUCAUCCUCCCAUUGGCGCUCAUCUUCGAAAGGGGCAAGUGGAGGGAGAUGGGUUGGCACGCCACGGGAUGGAUCUUCCUGAACGCCUUCAUCGGGUAUGCAGUGCCAAUGAGCCUAUACUACUAUGGUCUCAGUGAUACAACGCCAACUUAUGCUGUCAUCUUUCUGAACAUAAUUCCGGUGGUCACAUUCAUUCUCUCGCUCGUCUUCAGAAUGGAAACAUUGCAAAUCUGGAGCAUAGCUGGAUCAAUGAAGAUUGUAGCCGUUGUGCUCUCGGUUGGAGGCACAAUGCUCAUCAGCCUUUACAAGGGCAAGACACUGCAUCUCUGGGAUCCCAUUCUGAAGCACCACCACGAGGGACAACAAACUACAGAGGUUGCAAGCAAUCAUCUAAGGGGGACAAUAUUCUUGGUAGGCAGCAGCAUCACACUUGCUUGCUGGUACCUGAUUCAGUCAAAGGUUAUGAAGGUGUAUCCAUACAAAUACUGGUCGUCUAUGGUGACAUGCUUUGUUGGAGGAUUUCAAACCGCACUAGUUGGAAUAAUAUUGAGUAGAGACAAGAACAAGUGGAAGCUAGGAUGGGAUCUGAACCUUAUGACCAUCUUCUACUCGGGGGCACUUGCAACGGCGGGGAAAUAUAGCCUGAACUCAUGGGUCAUGGCCAAGCGAGGCCCGGCAUAUCCUCCAAUGUUCAGCCCAUUGUCUGUGGUAUUCACAGUUUUGUUGGACUCCAUCUUCAUAGGCGACGAGAUUACAGUAGGAAGCCUGUUCGGCACAAUAGUGGUAAUUGUUGGGCUCUACAUUUUCCUAUCAGCAAAAUCAAAAGAAGUACGGGACAAGUAG
This is a messenger RNA of Aegilops tauschii subsp. strangulata, 1098 nucleotides long. RefSeq names its product WAT1-related protein At5g64700-like. The record is from RefSeq and is a predicted model, not a curated record. Gene Ontology annotation, molecular function: transmembrane transporter activity. Gene Ontology annotation, cellular component: membrane. Lineage: Eukaryota; Viridiplantae; Streptophyta; Magnoliopsida; Poales; Poaceae.